Ilex paraguariensis (yerba mate) is the source of this 378-nucleotide messenger RNA. Lineage: Eukaryota; Viridiplantae; Streptophyta; Magnoliopsida; Aquifoliales; Aquifoliaceae. The record is from the annotation of a GenBank genome assembly.
AUGGCUGAGCUCGUCCAAGGGUUUGCACGAAGAAGACAACAUCAGUGGUGUGUGCUCGAAGAACGAAAAACAGAGCUUCUUCUUGAGGUAAGUUUCCGCAACAAAUUCUUCUACCCCACCAUCAACAUAAACAAGCUUUGGUUGAUGGUUCCUCAAGAUAUGAAAGACAAGGCCAAUCAGAGUAAUGUUCCGAUGAUUGAUGUGACUCAGUUUGGGUACGUCAAGGUGCUUGGGAAGGGUGUCUUGCCCAGUGAUCAGCCAAUGGUUGUCAAGGUAAGCUCAUUUCCAAGAUUGUCGAAAAGAAACUUAAGGAGGCUGGUGGUGCUGUGGUUCUCACCGCUUAGGUCUAGUUUAUUGUUAUUCGAUUUUGUUUGUUAG